GGGAAUUAGCAAAUGACUGGAGAGGAGAACAAAUUAUUUUGCAGUUACCUGAUAGUUUAAAUACUAUAUUAUAGGUAAGGUCUAUGCAGUAGCUAAUAUGACGGGCAUUAGUGCUUCACGCUGCUAAUUUCUGCCAACAGACACUGAUCAUAUUUUUAUUGCACCAUUGCAUUAUACCCGGUGCAGCAAUUUGAUUAUUGAAAGGCAAUGGAGUGGAUGGAUCCCAUUUCCAUAUUUUUACUUUUUGUCCUGACAAUUCUGUUUAUUAUGAAAACUAAAAAAUUCUGGAAUAGCAGCUUCAGAGAGGAUUUCCCACCGGGACCAAAGCCUUUACCCAUCAUUGGAAAUCUGCAUAUAAUGGACCUGAAGAGACCCUACCGGACUAUGCUGGAGCUGUCAAAAAAAUAUGGCCCAGUCUUCAGCAUUCAGAUGGGAUGUCAGAAAAUGGUGGUGCUGUCGGGAUACGAGUCGGUGAAGGAGGCUCUUGUGAACCAGGCAGAUGCAUUUGCAGAGAGACCUAAAAUCCCAGCAUUUGAAGAGAUUUCCAAAGGAUAUGGUGUUAUUUUUUCUCAUGGCAAUAACUGGAAAGUGAUGCGAAGAUUUACUCUCACGACCUUACGAGACUUUGGAAUGGGCAAGAGGGCCACAGAGGACCGGAUUGUUGAAGAGUCUGGAUUUCUGAUUGAGGAUAUUGAAUCUCGUAAAGGAAAGCCCUUUGAGAUCACUACAAUUAUGAAUGCUGCAGUUGCCAAUAUCAUUGUGUCAAUAUUACUUGGAGAACGGUUUGACUACAAAAAUCCCACAUUCUUAAGACUACUAAGUUUGAUGAGUGAAAACGUCAGGGUGGCUGGAAGUCCAUCAAUUACGCUAUAUAACAUGUUCCCAGCCCUUGGAUUUCUACUCAAGAAUUUCAAGAUUCUUUUGCAGAACACAAGUGAAUUGCAUUCUUUUAUACAGCUUACUUUCAUAGAACGCCUCAAAGGACUGGACAAAAAUGAUCAGAGAAGUUUUAUUGAUGUAUUCCUUGUAAGACAACAGGAGGAGAAAAGUAAUACCAAUGGAUAUUUCCAUAAUGCCAACUUAAUAAGACUUGUGACCAACUUAUUUGCUGCUGGCAUGGAGACCACUUCCACCACGCUGCGCUGGGGACUUCUGCUAAUGAUGAAAUACCCCCAAAUUCAGAGCAAAGUCCAAGAAGAAAUUGCCAGAGUUAUAGGAUCAGCCCAGCCACGAAUCGAACAUCGAACUAAAAUGCCAUAUACGGAUGCAGUUGUCCAUGAAAUUCAGAGGUUUGCUAAUAUCCUGCCCAUGGGCCUGCCUCAUGAAACUACUGAGGAUGUUACUCUUAAAGGCUUCUUUAUUCCAAAGGGAACUUACAUCAUCCCCUUACUGGCCUCUGUACUGCGGGAUGAAUCUCAGUGGAAGAAACCAGAUACAUUCAAUCCUGAGCAUUUUCUCGACUCCAAAGGAAAGUUUGUAAAGAAAGAAGCUUUCAUGCCUUUUUCAGCAGGUCGGAGGAUUUGUGCAGGCGAGACUCUUGCCAAAAUGGAGCUCUUCCUCUUCUUUACAAGCCUCCUGCAGAGGUUCACUUUCCAUCCUCCUCCUGGAGUUACCAGCUCAGACCUGGACCUCACCCCGGCGGUUGGGUUUACCACGCCCCCAAUGCCCCAUAAGAUCUGUGCUGAGCCACGUUCUUAGAGCUCCUUGUCUUAGGCCAGUUUGGUAGAUAUAGGUAUGAUGGUCAGAAAAUCACAUGCCUGACAUAGCUAUGCCAGCAACACCCUCCCCCCAUGUAGAUGCAGCUUAUACCAAGAGAAGAGUCUUUGUGAUGAUCUACUUGAUGUUGUUCAGGGAGGUCGUUUAAGGUCCUGGCAAAAUAACUCAUUUUGCCAGCAUAUGGUGUGUCUCCACUACAGGGCUUUGCAGGUAUAGUUACACCGGUAUAGCUGUAUCAUCAAAGCCAUUGUGGUGUAGACUAACCCUUACUCAUGUGUAUCUUCAGACUCUCCCUAGUACCCUGCCGUGCACUGGCCUUUGCCUGUGGCUUGGCCCGUGGUUUGUUAGGACCCGAUCCUAGCCUCAGCUACACCAGCAACCCCAUUGACUCCAAUGACAUAAGCAAGUUUGCACAGGUGUAACUGGGACUAGAGUCUUGUAUUGUCUGUUACAUUGUACAGCCUCAGAGGAGCCUCCGUGCCUAGCUCAGAACUUGGCCAUUCGCAACGAAGAGGCAACAUCCACGGGAGAGAGAGCUGAAACAGCAUAGACUGAUGCAGAACACAUGGUCAAAUGUCC
This is a messenger RNA of Mauremys mutica (yellowpond turtle), 2295 nucleotides long. RefSeq names its product cytochrome P450 2K6-like. Gene Ontology annotation, biological process: xenobiotic metabolic process. The record is from RefSeq and is a predicted model, not a curated record. Gene Ontology annotation, cellular component: cytoplasm; intracellular membrane-bounded organelle. Lineage: Eukaryota; Metazoa; Chordata; Testudines; Geoemydidae. Gene Ontology annotation, molecular function: oxidoreductase activity, acting on paired donors, with incorporation or reduction of molecular oxygen, reduced flavin or flavoprotein as one donor, and incorporation of one atom of oxygen; heme binding; iron ion binding. The coding region runs from base 208 to 1698 and encodes 496 amino acids. The transcript is spliced from 9 exons.